Molecule: messenger RNA, 3373 nt
Organism: Rhinolophus ferrumequinum (greater horseshoe bat)
Lineage: Eukaryota; Metazoa; Chordata; Mammalia; Chiroptera; Rhinolophidae
Gene: NDRG4
Product: NDRG family member 4
Exons: 17
Coding region: 177-1391 (404 amino acids)
Biological process (GO): signal transduction; brain development; positive regulation of ERK1 and ERK2 cascade
Cellular component (GO): cytoplasm
Source: RefSeq, a predicted model, not a curated record
UGGAUUUUUUAAAAGCGUUUUGGAGGGGGGAGCGCGGCGUGGGGGGCGGCAAGCGCGCUCCUGGCGCUGGCUGCUGCUCCUGCUCCGCUUCUCCCUCUCCGGCUGCUUCUCGCCUCGCGUUCCGCGCUGCUCUCCCCGACGCCGCAGCCCGGAGCUGGGCAGCGCCAGGCGCCGAAAUGAAGGUGCUGGGGCACAAGAUCCAACUGCUGACAGGGCUCCUGCUUCACGACGUGACCAUGGCCGGGCUGCAGGAGCUGCGAUUCCCGGAGGAGAAGCCGCUGCUCCGGGGCCAGGACGGCGCGGAGCUGGAGAACUCUGACGCCUUCCUCUUGGCCGUGGACACAGACUGGAAGGAACAUGACAUCGAGACGCCUUAUGGCCUUCUGCACGUGGUGAUCCGGGGCUCUCCCAAGGGAAACCGCCCGGCCAUCCUCACCUACCAUGACGUGGGCCUCAAUCACAAGCUGUGCUUCAACACCUUCUUCAACUUUGAGGACAUGCAGGAGAUCACGAAGCACUUUGUGGUGUGCCACGUGGACGCUCCGGGCCAGCAGGUGGGGGCGUCGCAGUUUCCUCAGGGGUACCAGUUCCCUUCCAUGGAGCAGCUGGCCGCCAUGCUCCCCAGCGUGGUGCAGCACUUUGGGUUCAAGUACGUGAUUGGCAUUGGCGUGGGAGCUGGAGCCUAUGUGCUGGCCAAGUUUGCACUCAUCUUCCCCGACUUGGUGGAGGGGUUGGUGCUGAUAAAUAUUGACCCCAAUGGCAAAGGCUGGAUCGACUGGGCUGCCACCAAGCUCUCUGGCCUGACUAGCACACUACCUGACACGGUGCUAUCCCACCUCUUCAGCCAGGAGGAGCUGGUGAGCAACACGGAGCUGGUGCAGAGCUACCGGCAGCAAAUCGGGAACGUGGUGAACCAGGCCAAUCUGCAGCUUUUCUGGAACAUGUACAACAGCCGCAGGGACCUGGACAUGAACCGGCCUGGAACAGUGCCCAAUGCCAAGACACUCCGCUGCCCCGUGAUGCUGGUGGUUGGAGAUAAUGCACCUGCUGAGGACGGGGUGGUUGAGUGCAACUCCAAACUGGACCCAACCACCACGACCUUCCUGAAGAUGGCAGAUUCCGGGGGGCUGCCCCAGGUCACACAGCCCGGGAAGCUGACUGAAGCCUUUAAAUACUUCCUGCAAGGCAUGGGCUACAUUGCAUACUUGAAGGACCGAAGGCUGAGUGGAGGAGCAGUGCCCUCCGCCAGCAUGACCCGUCUUGCACGUUCUCGCACCGCGUCCCUCACCAGUGCCAGCUCGGUGGAUGGCAGCCGCCCACAGGCCUGUACCCACUCGGAGAGCAGCGAGGGGCUGGGCCAGGUCAACCACACCAUGGAGGUGUCCUGUUGAAGCCCUGGGUCCCCGGAAGACACCCACAUGCCCCUGCCCGCAUCAAUGUCCCACUGCCAUCCUCUCACCGGCUCCUUUUUCCCUUUAGUUUAUUUUUGUGAGGGCAAAGGGGAGGAAAUGGGGUUGCUUCUCUUUUGUUUAAGAAGAUGAGGGGAUCCAUUUCAGAUGCUGCAGAAGUCUCCAGACAGUUUGAGGGGCUCAUUCUUCCCUAUCCCCACUUCACUCACCUUGUUAACUUGGGUAACUCAGACCCCUCUCUUCCAACUCCCCACUGUCCGGCACAGUCAGGGUGGGGUCAGGGUGAAGGGGAUCAGCUAAGGAAAGACUCUGAGUCCUUCUCUGGCCAGCAUCCAGGGUAAUAUCCUGGAUUAAAGAAAGAGCAUGGGAUGAUGACCCCCUGGGCAAGCGUGUUUAAAGAUGGGACGCGGUUUUGAGGUGGUGGAUGCUGGGACAGCAGGAGCAUGGGGUCCAGCUCAGGCACUCACGUGAGAAUCAGGAGACAGCAGCAAGGAACACUGGGACGUGAGGAGCCCUGGAGCUCUGCAGGCCCCUUUCGCCCCAGCCUCUCCACUAAGCACAUCUGUUUCUGUCUUGUAGCACAUGUGACAAUCAUCUGAACAGUAGCCACAAGGGGGCGCCCCGACCAGGCAGCUGUUUCGCUGGUGCUCCCUGGCAGGCCUAGUGCUGUAGGGCCAGGCAGGCAGGGGCUAAAGCCCCUGGGUUUCUCUGUCCAAGAAAAACAGAACAUGAAGGCCAUUGAGGGCAGAAACCCCACAGACUGUCUCAGCCCACACACUCCACCACCUUCCAGCCCUGUCGCAUUUCUGAGCCAAGGCCCUGAAGCAGAAAGUCUCCUGGUUCUCCAUCUCCAUAGGGACCUGACUUGGGGGCUGAGGUUCAAGGUUGGGAUAGCCAGUGAGGAUUGGGUGCACCCCUGAGGACUUUGUGUUUAUCUGCCUUUGGGAGGCAGCAGUGGCUGAAAGUCCCAAUAGGCCCUUUUUUGCUCCCAGGUUCCAUGGAGGACAACCCAAUCAGCAGGAUGGCAAGGGCCGCCAGAAACAUGGUGUUUCUAGGGAGAGUUAUUUCAUGUAGGCAUCACUAAGUAAGAAGGGUUUAGUGGGAGAGAAAUGGUCCAAGGUAGCAAGACUUCCAUGGGCCCCAUCACUGUCUCAGCCUACUGGAGUGGGCUCGGGCCGAGGCUUGCUGGAUCCUGGGGUGGGAAGUGAAGAUUCCUGAACUGAACAAGGGCCAGGCAGAGGAGAAAGGCUUCUCACACACCCCAGCCCUCUCCUGUGCCCUAAAGACCAGGCCUGUGCCAUAUACUUCCCUUCCACUACUUUACCAGGUAGACUCUCCUGGCCCAGAAACCAGAAGCCAUUUGUCUCAGAGCCUCAAUCAAUUGCUACAAACCCCAAAAGGAGUACAAAGAGCGGAGAGCUAUGAAAAAUGUAGGGCUGGGGGAAGUGGAGGGGGUGCUCGGAAGCUGAGAGGACACCUGCAUCCACAUUUCCUCUGCACUUAUCACCCCCCUUCUGUAAUCUUAAGCCAUUAUGAGACUGCUCUAGAGCCUGGUGGAGUGUUAGUCUGUCCCCAGUUUCUAUUCACUCACGUGCUUCCUUUGAAUAUCGAAUGUGACUGUUUGAAAAGCUGGUAGAAUUAAUACUCCCUCUUGCUAUAGAUAGCACUGCAAGUCCUGGAUUUUUUUUCCCCCUGUGUUCUUUCAGAUGAGAUAUCUAUAAAUAUCUACACAUUAUAUAUGUAUAUUGGGUCCUCCUGUGUGUGGUUGUCCAUUGGAGGUUGUCUCUGGUCAAAGUGAACUUUGAAUGGAGUUUAUUAUUUUCCUCUCUGUACAGAGUGAAGAGACUAAUUUUGUGUAUUCUAGUGGCUAAUGUCAUAAGACUUGGAAAUGACAAAAUGAAAAACAAAGCUUGUCAACGUAGAAAGAGUUAACUGUGCUGAGAAACUAAUAAAGAAAUUAAGAA